AAUUCAAUUCACCUAUUGCAAAUCUCUUGAGAUAGCAAAUUGCAAAUGAAUUUGAAUGUGGAUUUUGAAAUAUGACUUGAAAUAUUGUAGUGAGUCUUUCUGAGCUGAAUAAAAUCUGUAGCAGCUGAUAUAGUCAUGUGGAGGAAUGCUUCAGCUGCUAGAUAGUUUGCAGAACUGCUUUAGUCACAAAAUUAAGACUUUGUCAAAGGAGGUUUUCUGCUGAAAUUGAUUCACGUGAAAGAAAAUUAAAGAUCCUGAGAAGAUGCCUGAAGUCCAGAGCUCAGAGUAGUCUUUGUUUAAAUUCGGUGAAGAUUAAAACGAUAGGAUCCAGAUACUGAAGUCUGUGAACUUUGAACUUGCCAAAACCAAGGAUUGAGCAAGGAAGAAAAGUUUUGUGUUUUUUUCUUAAGCAGAAGAAAAAAAAAAAAAAAAAAAAAAAAGUGAGGUACUUCACUUUUUAGCUUGGCAUUGCAGCAAGGGAGGAGGAGACAGAGGUCUAAAACCCAUAGAGUCAGGAUCUCAUUUUGAUCCUGAGAGAUACCUUGACCAGAGGGGGUAGGAGGGCAUCAGUAACAGGACUGCCUUCAUCAUAUUAUCAUAUUUUCAUAUUUUGAGAAACUCCUGAUGUCUCUAAAUUGUGCUUUUUCCCCCCUGGCCUUCUAUUUUUUUGUCUUCUCAUCCAUAUAUCUCACUUUAUGCUUCUUAUUAAAUGAAUCUGUCCUUUUCAGCUGAAACCAUAUCUCUUGUAGCAGGGCUAUUACUUGUGAACAGAAAGUCAAUAACCAGUCAGAGCUUGAAAAAAUUUCCCAAGUCUUAAGAUAGCAGAUAAGACUUUAUUCACUGAUUUAGAAGAACAAACUACCUUUACAAUAUUUUCUUUCCUUUACAGAAAUAUAGCAGGGCCUCUGUUUGUACUUAUACUGUACUUUUGGCUUCAAGAAACGUGGCUGGGCUUAGGCAAACAUUCACAACUGCUAAAGAUGAAGACUGCAAACUUCCUCUUUGUCCCAACAAGGGAAGAUUGUUUGAGAUACCAGAGCUAGAUGACCAUCAAGCAGGAAGUUUCCCUUCAAAAAUGUGUUUCAACAUGCAUGUGAGAGAAGAAGUGAUGUUACAGUGAAAUCCUCAUGUAGAAUAGAAUGCUUACAUUUUGUCUUAUUUGUGUCUUCCAUUAUUAGUAAAAGGUUUUAAUUUUGAUUCUUCUUUUUGUCUGAGGUCUAAGUAGGCUGAGAUUUCUUGACCUGAAGCCUUGAACCCUGAGUGACUGUUUAUGACCUGUAGAAGGAAGGUCCAAUUUAACACCUUUAGCUCUCUCAUCCCACUUAGCCUCAAAAUUAAUAUUACACACCUAUUACCAAAUUGCAGACAUUUCAUUCAGGACUGUGGAAAUAAAUGUUUUCUCUGCUUCCUCCUCCCCCUCCAAGUACUGCUUCAGUGUGUGACUCACUUAACCCUUAGAAAACUGAUGAUCAGACAGCUUGUUUUGCCUAUCUCUUUCUCACAAUCAGGGACAGCUGCAUUAUGUGGUACCUUGCUUGAAAUUUUUUUUCAAGAGCCUCAGUUUUAGGCCAGGAACCCUUGAAACCUCUGCAAUAAAAUUAACGUCCCCUUGUUGUGUGUUGCCUUAAGAACUCAUCUGUCUUCUUCUAUUGGCUGGAAGACAGAGAAACACUCUGAAAGUCAGAUAGUGCACAAAGAAACCUUCCUGUUACUCAUGUGGGAGCCAUAGCCAUUACCAGAAAUUAAGGAGUGGUUUUAGCAAGGCAAGCAAGCUUUGUUUGCCACUUUGGAAAGAAUUUGGAACUAUGUGACCUCAGGGAAGCUGAUGUUAUGAUAAGCAGAAAUGUGUAACUACAGUUCUCUAGUAUUACAGGUUUCUGGAUUCCAAAAUCCUUGAGUGAAUAAAUCGGAAAUGGUGACUUUUAAUGAGCAUGGGCAUCAGUUAGAAGUUCUACUUUGGAACCAGAAGCCCACAUACUAUUAUCCUUUUUUUUCCAUGUGCCAAAUAAUUGAUAAACGAGCUAAACAUGCCACAGAUUAUUAGAGCUAGUUUCUCUGAUUCCACAAGAGAGAAUCAGUUUCUCAAGUUUGAAUAUGUUAAACAAUUAUCUCAGCCUCUGUCAUACUCCCAACCCUUUCUAUAAAACCAGAUUUAAUCCAUGAAGAAAUUUUUCUGUGUUCAAGGGGCCAUGUGUAGUCUCACAGCACAUGAGCCAGUUUAUCUGCACAUUUUGGAAAGGAACUAACCUUUUCUGUGCAGCCUGGUGACGUGUGCCUGCAUUUGGUGCUGCACUGAAAUGUUUAAUUGCUGCUGCACUCCAGGUAUCAGGAAAAGGGAGUGUGCAAAUGUGUUCUCAUGUCAGAUACUGUAUCACACCAGAUUCCUGGCAUUUGACUAGUCAUCCUGGUGACUAGCAGGAAUGCUAUUUUUACAUACAUUAAAAUAUCAACAGACAAAACUGAUAACAUGGGAGUUAAACACCCUCCAAAACCUAAAACAUGAAUGAAAUGAAAGUGUAAAAGUGUGAAUGUUUUUAUAUAUAUUUAAAUAUUGUGUAGUAUAAGGGAAACUGAACUAUGGCAGAUAGGGACACAAUGUGAGCUGCUCUGCAGAGAGCUUGGCUCUAUAGCUUAAGAAAUGUUACACAACAUCUUCACUGAAGUUCAGCUGCAGAGAGUUAGAGGAAGGAAAGUCACUCAAGGGAAAAUAAUGGAGUGUGUGGGAGAUUCUGCUGAGGGGAAGGUUCAAAACCUCAGUGAAACCCAUAUUUUUACUCAGGGCUCUGGUUAGUCUGUGCUUUCUUUUGGAAAUGUUUGCUGAGAUUGACUAUAAUGCUCAUUUGUAGUCAUUGUUUUGUCAAGAGAAAGCAGUAUUUAUAAUCAGUAAGUUAGAAAAUUUUGUGUUCUGCAAAGUGAUUCUGGGUUACCAGUUUGAUUUCCACAGCUUUGAUCCUUGUGUCUGUUUAUACCAAAGCAAAAUAGGCUUGGGCAUAAAUGUGAUACAGUCUCUGCUCACUUUGACUUGUGGUGGCAUUUAGCCUGUGUUUCACCUACUUGACAUACAGGUGACAAUGACAAUUACAGUUAAAGAGAAAGUCCUUGAUGUGACCAAAUACCAGCUUUGCAAAACUGUAAUUAUUGUGUUAACUUUUCGUGAGUGCCUUGAUGAGUUCAUUUGGUGUGACUAUCCUUUAACCCCAUGCCUUGCACAUUUAAGUUCCCUUCUGCAGUUCUUGUCAGAGAGAUUCUUCACACUUUUGGCUGGUCCUGAAUAGCUUUUCGUACCAGGCCAAGGAGAGCUGUGGUUCCUCUCUGGAUGCUAACCAUGUAUGCAGAGGACUUUUGCUGGUUUUUCAACUUGAAGAUGGAUUCCAUGCACAAAAGAUACCUAGCACAACUUUCUGAAGCUGUAAUUUGACCUCUCACUGGAUUCAAUAGAGGGCUGGACUCAUCAGUGAGACAUAUUGAACAGAAAACAAAGAUAUGCUUCUGUGUUUCUGUAAGAAAACAAGACAAAGCUGCGUAGCAUAAUGAGAUUCCUCAAAAAUAUCUCUGUCUUUACUUAUGCCUUAACAUUCACACUAUGGAAUAAUAUCCAACCAACUGUAGAAGAUGAAUAUAUUGCAAACUAUUCAAGCAGUUCGCUAACUUAUGUUCCAAAAACUAUUCCAUUCCAUACUCAAGUAUUAGAUUUAUCACAUAAUAGGAUCUCUGGACUUAGUAUCUCAGAAUUUAUUUCUCUUUCUGACCUUCAAGUAUUAAAUCUUUCUCAUAAUCUAAUUAUGCUGCUUGACUUUAGUGUCUUUGUUUUUAAUGAAAAUUUAGAAUACUUAGAUUUAUCUCAUAAUAACAUUUCUAAAGUUUGCUGUCUAACUCUUGCAUAUCUUAGACAUUUAGAUCUUUCUUUCAAUAAGUUUACUGCCCUGCCCAUCUGUCAGGAAUUUGGGAACAUGUUUCAUUUGGAGUACCUUGGAUUAAGUGCUACGAUGAUACGAAGGUCAGACUUCAGGUAUAUCAAACAUUUGCAGCUGCAUACUAUCUUCCUGACUUUGGAAAACUUUUCACUGUAUGAGCCUGAGAGUCUGACAGUCUUGACUACAAGGAACCUCCACAUUGCUUUUGCAGCAAACCAAAACUUCAGUUUUCCGCUCUUGUACGAUGGAAUGAGCGCUUCAGAAAACUUAAAAAUAGUUAAUUUAAGAUAUACCUUGAGCUACAGAGAUUUCCCCUCUCCACCUUUAAUGCUUCUGAAGAAAAUCAAGACAACAGCUCUCACACUUGAUGCUGUGGACUUACAGUGGCCUAUCAUCCUGCAAAUUUUCAUGCUUAUUUGGUAUUCACCUGUGGAACAUUUGACUGUGACAAAUUUGACUUUUCGAGGACCAGUGGAGGAGCUGACUGAAUAUGCAUAUCCGCCCUUAUUAAGCUCUGUGGAACAAUUAAUCUCUUUGAAAGUCUCCAUGAAAGCAUUAACUUUGGAGCGUGUUCGUAAUAAAGUUUUUUAUUUCAAUCAGGAGAUUCUAUACAGACAAUUUUCAGAGAUGAAUAUUGCCAAUUUGACAAUAGCUGAUGCUUAUAUGCCACACAUGCUUUGCCCCAAUAGGACAAGCUCAUUUCAGUAUAUAAAUUUUUCUCACAAUGCCCUGACAGAUGAAUUGUUCCAGAAUUGUGGCACUCUCAUGGAUCUGAAAUUCCUUAUUUUGAAGAAGAAUAAAUUUGAGAGCCUUCUCAAGGUAAGCUCCAUGACCAGCCGUAUGAAAUCCCUGAAAUACCUGGACAUGAGCAGCAACCUGCUGCGGCACGAUGGAGCCGAGGCGCAGUGCCCGUGGGCUGAGUCUCUGACUGAGCUGGACCUGUCCUCCAACCAGCUGGCCGAUGCCGUGUUUGGGUGCUUGCCAGCCAACGUCAGGAAACUCAGCCUAGAGAACAACCAGAUCAGCAAUGUCCCCAGGGGGAUGGUGGAGCUGCAAUGCUUGGAAGAGCUGAACCUGGCUUCGAACAGGCUGGCUGACCUGCCGGGGUGCAGUGGCUUUCCAUCGCUGCAGUUCCUCAACAUGGAGAUGAAUUCGAUGCUGACCCCUUCCGCUGAGUUCUUCCAGAGCUGCCCGAGGGUCAGGGGGCUGCAGGCCGGGCACAACCCGUUCAAGUGUUCCUGUGAGCUGCAGGCCUUUAUCCGCCUGGAGCGGCGGGCGGGGGGGAAGCUGUUCGGCUGGCCGGCGGCGUACGAGUGCGAGUACCCGGAGAGCCUGCGAGGAACGCAGCUCCAGGACUUCCACCUGAGCCUGCUGGCCUGCAACACGGCGCUGCUGCUGGCGACAGCCCUGCUGCUGACGCUGCUGCUGGUGGCCGCGGUGGCCUUUCUGUGCAUCUACCUGGACGUGCCGUGGUACGUGCGCAUGACCUGGCAGUGGACGCAGACGAAGCGCAGAGCUCGGCACAGCCCCCCCGGGGAUCAGGGCAGCGCUCUGCGAUUCCACGCGUUCAUUUCCUACAGCGAGCGCGAUUCGCCGUGGGUGAAGAACGAGCUGAUCCCCAACCUGGAGAAGGGGGAGGGCUGCGUGCAGCUGUGCCAGCACGAGAGAAACUUCAUCCCCGGCAAGAGCAUUGUGGAGAACAUCAUUAACUGCAUUGAGAAGAGCUACAAGUCGAUCUUCGUGCUGUCUCCCAACUUUGUGCAGAGCGAGUGGUGUCACUAUGAGCUGUACUUUGCCCAUCACAAGUUAUUCAGUGAGAAUUCCAACAGCUUGAUCCUCAUUUUGCUGGAGCCCAUCCCUCCGUACCUUAUCCCUGCCAGGUACCACAAGCUGAAAGCUCUCAUGGCAAAGCGCACGUACCUGGAGUGGCCGAAGGAGAGGAGCAAGCAUGCCCUAUUCUGGGCUAACCUCAGGGCAGCCAUUAGCAUUGACCUGUCAGUAUCCGGUGAGGCAAAUGAUGCUACACCUGCUAGUAGUAUUAGUAUGUGAGUAACUGACUCGACUGCUUUGCAUUAAAGUCCGUUAAUAUUUUUUUCUGUUUUCUUAUGAUAUUCCCAGUUUGUUGCAAUAUGUGGCACAUAAAGAAAUUGCUAUUGCUUAUUCGAGCCAUCCAAGUAGUCAGAAGUCAUCUGUUGUUGCCUAUCAUUAACAAAGAGAAUGGGAGAGAAAUUUUCAUCGUGAUUUACCUUAUUUUUGGUUUGCAUUUGUUUUGGACUUUUCCCAUUGAAAGCUAUAUUUGAGAGUAAUAAGAAUAGCGAUUGGUUUGGUGUCAUCAGGCUGCCAAAGUACACGUUUAAUCUUUGUUUGAAUGUUGUUAGGUUAAGCUUGUAAGUAUCUGCUUUCUUGCUUUUAAUUAAAUAAAACAAAGAAGGAAACUCUUCUUUUAAUUCCAUCCAGUACAUUAGUAUAGUAGAUGUUGAGAGUACAGUAUCCACCUUUUAGCCUCUUUUCCCUUCCUGGAAGUCUUUCCCUUCAUCACAGAGAGACUUUCUUGGGUAAGUGCUGAGUUGAAUCCAUUUAUCCUUGUCUGAUGUUCUUCUUUCUUUGUUGUAUUGAACAUUACCACUUGCCUAGAGAUAGAUACCUGACAAGUCAUGAUUUAAUAUAACUUCCUAUUCACUGUCUUCAAAUUCAUAAUUAAUACCUGUACUUAUUAUUUUUUAUAGUAUUGUAGUAUUGCUGCUUUCUGCUGUGAUUCUAUCAAGCUAUACUGGAUUGCAUGUUUUUUCUGUUUCCUAGUACUUAGAAACUUGAUGUUCGGAGGUGAACCCGCUUUUAUCUCUAGGCUUCUACUGAACUCUGGUACUUUGCUCAUUUAAUUAGCAGAUGGUGAGAGUUAUCACACAGGUUAAAAACCAGUAAUUUUACCUGGAAAAUAACCUCUCUGCUAAAAUCUUACUGAUUAAACUAAUGGUGUUUGUUAGUAGGAGACAUCUUUUAACUUGCUGUGCUUGGAUUUGAGAGUCUAAUAAACAUCUCAUUCUUUAUUGGUUAUUAAAUUCAAUGGUGAUGUAGAGUUGUGUCAUUAUACUUACAGCUUAAUGGAAAUGUAAAGUCCUGUGAUCACAACUGUGAGCAGCACAUGAGGUGAUCAAACACGAGGUGAUCCUCAACACUCACUGAGGUGGCUCACCAAGCACACACCAGGUGUGGUAGCAAGAUGAAGCAGUGGAAUUUAAGCUGUGGGAAAGCUGCUGGUGUCCAAAGAUGCUGAGACACUGCUGGCACCCACCCACCAGUUUGGGUUAAUUGGAUAGGAUCGUAGUAGGAUGCCAGGUGCCUGGCUCCUGAGCUUUGGAAAGAAGAGCUAAAAAUCUCUACUAAAUCUUAAUUAUCACUCAAUUAUUACCACACUCAUUAAAUCUGUAUCUCUCCAAUUUAGAGAGGAGGAUGUUGUGGGGGACCAUGUCAAAGCCUUACCCAAAAAUUAAGAUUUAGUAGGGAUUAGGGGUGCUGGUGAAUGAGAGGCUGGACAUGACCCAGCCAUGAUCAAUUCAGCCCAGAAAGCCAAAUGUGUCCUGGGCUGCAUCCAGAGCACCGUGGGCAGCAGGGCCAGGGAGGGGAUUCUGUGCCUCUGCUCUGCCCUGGUGAGACCCACCUGCAGUGCAGCAUCCAGAUCUGGGGUCCAGCACAGGAAGGACAUGGAGCUGCUGGAGUGGGUGGGCUGGAGCAUCUCCCCUGUUAGGGGAGACUGAGAGAGCUGAGGUUGUUCAGCCUGGGGAAGAGAAGGCUCCAUGGAGAUCUUGUUGAGGCCUUUCAGUACUUAAUAGGGCUUUUAAGAAAGAUGAGGACAGACUUUUUAGCAGGGCCUGUUGUGAUAAGACAAGGAAGGAGUACUGGUUAUAAAUUAAAAGAGGGCUGAUUUAGGUUGGAUACAAGCAAUAAGAGCAAUGGCCCAAAGAAGUCGUGGAUGUUCCAUCCUUGGAAACAUUCAAGGUCAGGUUUGGAAGGGCUUUGAGUGAUGUGAUCUAGUUGAAGAUAUCCCUGCUCAUUGCAGGGAAUUGGACUAGGUGACCUUUAAAAGUCCAACCCAAGCCAUCUUAUGAUUCUUUGUUUUUAUGAUUUGACCUCUCUAGGACUUCUUGACAUUUUAAAGUGGAGAAUGCUACCAACAAAUCCUGUGUCCCUUCUUUCUUUAAGCCUUCUCCCCCUCCCAGGCAUUACAGCCUAAGGACAUGAUUAGCAGUCACACUUAGUGCUAAUGGGCUAAGGGGCAUGUGGUAUAUCCUGUUUACUAGACAAAAAAAAAAAAGAGGAAGCAAAAUUUCUCUAAUUCAGACCUUCCGGUCUCUGUAAAUUUAAUGCAUCAGCAAACUGGGAGUUAUGUCCUAAAUAAUGUACAGACUGGGCUAUGGAAGAGUCCCUCACCUUUAAGACUGUUCUGAAAUGUAAGUUUUAGGUGGGUAUGAAAGAAAUAUUUUCUCAAGUCUGUCAUGCAUGUUUGGAAUAUUAAUGCUGUAAGAGCCCUUUAUACUCCAUCCUUCCCACCUCACAGAU
This is a messenger RNA of Oenanthe melanoleuca, 8471 nucleotides long. RefSeq names its product toll-like receptor 6. The record is from RefSeq and is a predicted model, not a curated record. The transcript is spliced from 4 exons. Gene Ontology annotation, biological process: immune response; inflammatory response; toll-like receptor signaling pathway. NCBI's taxonomy places the organism in Eukaryota, Metazoa, Chordata, Aves, Passeriformes, Muscicapidae. Gene Ontology annotation, molecular function: transmembrane signaling receptor activity; lipopeptide binding; Toll-like receptor 2 binding. Bases 3531 to 5963 code for a protein of 810 amino acids. Gene Ontology annotation, cellular component: membrane.